Messenger RNA from Schistosoma margrebowiei, 1262 nucleotides. NCBI's taxonomy places the organism in Eukaryota, Metazoa, Platyhelminthes, Trematoda, Strigeidida, Schistosomatidae. The record is from the annotation of a GenBank genome assembly.
CAUUAAACGCUAGUUGGUUGAAUGAUGUUGUAUUGAAUGAUUGAAGGUAUUUAUUUCUAUCAUAAUUCAAUCAAACUUACUGCAUCAGCUUUGGAUAGUUUAAAAUUAGACACAUCGGAUAACUGGCUUGAUGAUAAAGAAAAAACAAUAGAAGCAUUGGAACAAGCUGGACGAAUUCUAAUGAAUUUGAUCCCUUCAAUUGUGACACUUCCAAACGAUAUGAUUGGUGUGAUUGAAAAUGAUAGUGUACAAGAUGAUGACGGUGAUCUUGAUGAUGAUGAUAAUGCUAACAGUGAUGAAAACCAAAUCAUUAUUGCCAACAAAAAUAACAACGAAACGCAAUAUGAUAAUCGAUUUUCAAGUUGGGGAAAAAGUGAAGAGAAUGAUGAUGCUGAUGUUGAGGAGGAAGAGGAUGACAAUGAUGAUUAUGGUGCUGAUGAUGAUGAAGGAGAAGAAAUAGAUGAGAGAAAUCACCAUUUGAUUACAUCACUAUGUCGUAUCACCUCUUCAUCUCUGUCAACAUCUGAUGAUCCUGAGCUGGAUCGUUUACCUUCAAAUCAUGAAUAUAUGAUUAGUCGUGAUACAACAAGGACUAGUACUAGUACAAUAGUUGAUCCCAGUCUAGAUACUUUUAAUCAUACAUGUAUCACUGCCGGUCCACCGGCUACUACUACUUAUACUACUAUUACUACUGCGAGUAGUAAUAAUAAUAACAAUAGUAAUGUUAAUAACAGUAGACAAAUAUACGGACAAUUAUUAUCAUGUAAUACAUUGCCUGGGGAAACAGUAUCUCAAAAACAACAAGAAGAAAGUCACUUUAACAGUUCUAAUGAUAAAAAUCAUAAAUUGAAUGAUAACAAAGAGUAAUAAUGAAUAAUAUGAACAAAAAACCAAACCAGUUACCUAUUGUUUUCUCAUCUUGCUAGAUCUUUCACUUUAUUGAUUAAUUCGUCAACUGUUAAGAUGGAGCCACAACAUUAUCUUUUUUUUCCUACUGUUUACAUUUGGUUACUUGUUGUUAACAUGAUUACCAAUAGUUAAUAUAUAUAUAUAUAUAUAUAUAUAUUACCAACUAAUAUACUAACCAACAAUAAUAAUGAUAAAUACCUCUGAUCAUAAUAUUACAAAGAAAAUCGAGUAAUUCUAUGCUAACGUUUGAUCUUUCCUAAGCUCUUUCAUUAUAUCAUCAAAUGAAUUCAUAUAAAGAUAUUUAUAUUUCUAGAAUGUACAUAUUCACUCUUGUAUUUAUUUGCUUAGUAAGU